Messenger RNA from Acipenser ruthenus (sterlet), 1497 nucleotides. Its product is annotated as sterol-4-alpha-carboxylate 3-dehydrogenase, decarboxylating-like. The transcript is spliced from 8 exons. Bases 241 to 1278 code for a protein of 345 amino acids. Gene Ontology annotation, molecular function: 3-beta-hydroxy-Delta5-steroid dehydrogenase (NAD+) activity. Gene Ontology annotation, biological process: steroid biosynthetic process. NCBI's taxonomy places the organism in Eukaryota, Metazoa, Chordata, Actinopteri, Acipenseriformes, Acipenseridae. The record is from RefSeq and is a predicted model, not a curated record.
UCUAUCCUAUUGGCUGUAAUACUGCUACACCGACGCAGGUGCCCUGGGUUCCCCAAUCAGCUCGCGCCGGCGGCUCUGCUGAUGCUCGGCGCACUGCUGGGCAGGAGUCCAUGCGCUCCGGCUGGUAAUUUAUCAGACAAUAAACAGUAGUCUAUAUAAACUGAGACGAGCAGGGUAGGAAACGGUUUACUGUGGGACAAUACAAAUACAAGCGUGAAAAACGGAGAAGCUCACUCACUGAUGGCGACUCGUAGCAGGCCGGGCAGUAAGAAGUGUGCUGUGAUCGGGGGCUCCGGCUUCCUCGGCCAGCAUCUAGUGGAGAAGCUCCUGGAGAAGGGAUAUGCUGUGAAUGUGUUCGACAUCCGCCAGGGCUUCAACAAUGACCGCGUCACCUUCUUCCUGGGGGACCUCUGCUGCAGAGAGGAUCUUGUGCCAGCACUGGAGGGGGUGACUGUUGUGUUCCACUGUGCUUCUCCUGCUCCAUCCAGCAACAACAAAGAGCUGUUCUACAGAGUGAACUACACAGGAACCAAGGCAGUCAUCCAGGCCUGCAAAGAGGCUGGAGUUCAGAAAGUGGUUCUGACGAGCAGUGCCAGCGUUGUGUUUGAAGGCACUGAUGUGAAGGAUGGCACUGAAGACUUGCCCUAUGCCAAGAAGCCUAUUGAUUACUAUACAGAGACCAAAAUCCUGCAGGAGAAGGAGGUCCUGGGUGCAAAUAACCCUGAUGAGAAUUUCCUGACAGUUGCAAUUCGUCCCCAUGGGAUUUUCGGACCAAGAGACCCCCAGCUGGUUCCGAUUCUGGUAGAGACUGCCCGAAAGGGGAAGAUGAAAUUCAUCAUUGGUGACGGGAAAAACCUGGUGGAUUUUACCUAUGUUGAAAAUGUGGUACAUGGUCACAUCCUGGCAGCCGAGAGCCUUCACAAAAAUUCACCAGUCUGUGGAAAAGCCUACCACAUCACGAACGACGAGCCCGUGCCGUUCUGGGAGUUCCUGUCCCGAGUGCUGGUGGGCCUGGACUAUGAGCCCCCGCGCUACCGCCUGCCUUACCUGCUCGUAUACUACCUGGCUCUGCUGCUCUCCCUGCUGGCCCUGCUGCUGAAGCCCUUCAUUGCCUUCAAACCCACCUUCACCCCCAUGCGAGUCGCUCUGGCUGGCACUCACCACUACUACAGCUGCAAGAGAGCUAAAGAGGACAUGGGCUACAGGCCCCUGGUCAGCCUGGACCAGGCUAUUGAGAGAACAGUGCAGAGCUACCCCCAGCUGCGCCGGGCUGAGUAACAGGAGAGCAGGGGCUUGUACACGGUCUAGUUCCCCAAAUUACCAGUGAGGUGUAUGUGAGGACCGAGGAGUGUGUUUUGUGAAGAUGUCCUCCUUCCAGUGUCCUUGGGGAAUAAUGUUCAGUCUGUUUGCACAAUGGUUUGACUACAUUCCCCUGCAAUAUCAAUGCUUUUGUGUCAGAAUGUUAAACAAAAGAGUAAUAAAAAGAUAGAACCUUUA